AUGCUUGAAAACGACAACUACAAGCUACACGGGGAUCUCACUGUGCUCACAGACCAAGCAGUGGCACAAAAUAGACCGGAUCUCAUACCAGUUAAUAAACUUACUAGGCAAAGAACAUUAAUAGAGGUGGCGAUACCUAACAACAAUAAUCUGCAUGUUAGGCAUAACGAGAAGAUCGCCAGAUAUAGAGAUCUUGAAAUACAAAUAAGAAGACAAUGGAGAAUGGAAAGCACCCAGAAAAUAACUAUUAUUCUUCCAACUACUGGAGUCAUUCCGAAGAACCUCAUAGAAAACAUAAAAAAGCAGUGUCUAAAUAAACAUCUUUACAAAAAAAAAAUGAAUAACCAUUUUCAAGCUCGGAGAAGCUUGUAG
Molecule: messenger RNA, 372 nt
Organism: Diabrotica virgifera virgifera (western corn rootworm)
Lineage: Eukaryota; Metazoa; Arthropoda; Insecta; Coleoptera; Chrysomelidae
Exons: 1
Coding region: 1-372 (123 amino acids)
Source: RefSeq, a predicted model, not a curated record